AUGGAGAAAAGGCCAACGGUGAUGCUCCUUUACCCCCUGUACGCGUCGGUGCUGGCGAUGGAGAGCCCGUCCAAGCUGGACGACGAGCAGUGGCUGGCCUACUGGAUCCUCUACUCCUUCAUCACGCUCAUGGAGAUGGUCCUCGAGUCCCUCAUCUACUGGAUCCCGAUUUGGUACGAGCUGAAGCUGCUGUUCAUCGCGUGGCUGGUGCUCCCCAAUUUCAGGGGCGCCGCGUUCAUGUACGACAAGUUCGUGCGGGAGCAGCUCCGGAAGCACGGCCUCACCGCCGCCGGCUCCGGCAAGAAGGACGACGGCAAGUCGUCGUCGGUGUCGCCGUCGUCCAAGGACAAGGAUAAGCCCAAGAGCAAGUUCCUCGCUUUCGUCACACCCAAGAAGGCGAUGGAGAGCUCGUCCAAGCUCGACGACGAGCAGUGGCUGGCCUACUGGAUCCUGUAUUCAUUCAUCACACUCAUGGAGAUGCUCCUGCAGUCCCUAAUCUACUGGAUUCCUGUUUGGUAUGAGUUGAAGCUGCUGUUCAUGGCCUGGCUGGUUCUUCCAAACUUCAGGGGAGCAGCAUUCAUCUACAACAGGUUUGUGAGGGAGCAGGUGAAAAAGCAUACUGCCAUACAGGCUGCAGGUGCUGGCAGCACUAGCAACAACAACGUUAUUAUUAGUGCUAAUGAAGAUGACAAGAUCCUUUCUACUUCUCCAAAAGAGAAGUCCAAGAGGAAGCUACUUUCGAUGAUCAUUCCAAAGAAGCUCAAGCUUUGA
This is a messenger RNA of Miscanthus lutarioriparius, 771 nucleotides long. The record is from the annotation of a GenBank genome assembly. NCBI's taxonomy places the organism in Eukaryota, Viridiplantae, Streptophyta, Magnoliopsida, Poales, Poaceae.